AUGCCACGGCACCGAAUGGGACUACUAAAUGACGUCCAGGUGACAGUAGUCAACCUAUAUGCCCCCAACACCAACCAGUAUGACUUCAUCAGGAAAGGUUUACAACAAGUAGAUAAGCAGAAGAGUGGGCACAUAUUCUGGUACUGCCCAGCACUCAGCCAAUACUGGCAACAAAUCCAAGACACAAUUAAAUCCAAACUAGGAAAACAAUUACCACUCAAGCCUGAACACUACCUGCUCCACAUGCUACCCCGAGAUCUUACAGCCUAUGAAGCAGCGCUGACUACCCACAUCACCUUAGCAGCUAAAACGUGCAUAGCCGCCUUGUGGAAAACUACGACUGUACCUGACAUAAACGCAGUACUCGCCAAAGUAAGCCUCACCCAACAGUACGAGCAGAUGGCACAUACAAUAGCUGGCACACUAGAACACUACAACAGGACAUGGUCUAAGUGGUGA
Messenger RNA from Pelobates cultripes (western spadefoot toad), 459 nucleotides. The record is from the annotation of a GenBank genome assembly. Lineage: Eukaryota; Metazoa; Chordata; Amphibia; Anura; Pelobatidae.